This is a messenger RNA of Symbiodinium sp. CCMP2592, 6351 nucleotides long. The record is from the annotation of a GenBank genome assembly. Lineage: Eukaryota; Dinophyceae; Suessiales; Symbiodiniaceae.
AUGGAAAACCUUCGCUUUCUUGACUUCUCUGAGCUCUCCGAGACAGUGUCGGAGGUUAGUGAGGACGACUCAAUCUUUGAUUCUGAUGUAGAGACCAGCGAUGAUGAGAAGUUUGCGGGCAUUCCACUAUGGCAAACAGCCUUCAACAUCGCAAAGACCAUCAUUGGGGAAGGGCUUCUAAGCUUGCCGGCUGGCUUAGCUGCGGGUACCGGCAUCUAUUCUGGAGUUGUCAUUGCCUUGGCCUUCUAUGUUGUGAUGACCUACACUUUCUGGACCCUGGGUCGUCUUUGUGAGACGACCGGCGAGAAAACGCACCGUGGCAUGGGGGACAAAGUCACCGAAGGGGUGUUCUUUGGGAACUUCAUGGCAGUGGCCAACUUAGCCCAGACCCUUUCCUGCUGCGUCGCAUAUGCGCUGGUAAUCGGACGGAAUGCGGAGGAUGUCUUAGCUCCUUUUGUUUCAAACUCCUGGCUCAGCUCAAGGCGUGGCAGCUGGGUUACCAUCCUCAUUUUCGUCUUACUACCUCUCUGCUUGCUUCGGGAUCUCUCGAAACUUGCCUGGGCCAGCCUGUUGGGUCUACUUUGCGAGGUUGGGGUGGUUUCUUUCAUGAUCUGGCGCUUUCUGGACGGAUCCUAUUCGCCGGGUGGACGCUUCUAUGAAAGCCAAACACCUGGCUUGCAAGUAGCUUGGGAUGAAACCGGGGAUCCAGAGAUGUGGAGCUUGAGCCCAUCUACACUGACCCUGGUCUGCAGCAUGUCCUCGGCUUUCCUGGCCCACUACAACGCCCCCAAGUUCUACUAUCAACUGAGAGACCGGGGCUCCAGACGCUUCCUGCUCGCGACGACCGCCAGCUUUACGCUGGCCCUUGUACUCUUUCUUGCAUGCAUGACUGUAGGAUACCUGACCUUCGGGCAGCAUUGCUCGGGCAACAUUCUGCACAAUUACUCCGACCUGGAUCCAGCAGCAACCGCCUCCAGAUUCGGGAUGCUCAUUGCCGUCACCUGCGGCUUUCCCUUGGCUUUCACCGGCCUCCGCGACUCUGUGCUCUCGCUUUGCGCCUGCUCCUCGCGGCGCCGCGUCUGGCUCCCGCUGAGCGUCGCCCUUUUGAUUCUGAUCGGAGCCCUUGGGUGGUCCCUGGACGACCUGGGUGUUCUCAACGCGCUGGGGGGUGCGCUGCUGGGAUCAGCCAGUACCCUGAUUUUUCCAGGCUUGUUGCUGAUCUGGGCAGCGCGCUUUGUGCUCCAGCAGCCACGCGUGGUGUGGGACGUGGAGGUGAAGCUUGUCGGCCGAGUCCUUGUUGCGAUGGGUGGUCUCCUGAUGGUUUUCGGAACAGUUGUUGUUGUCAAGAACCGGUUUUUCUGCGUGCAUCUGGGCUUUGACGAUUUUAACUCAGAUAAUGAGUUUUGCCGUCUGCGGACGCAGUCCCGGACCUUUCUCUCCUUCGCGGGCGUCUGGGAAGCUUGGAAUGGCCCGCCCUUGCAGGGACCCGAAGGUGAGGAAGUGAUGCAGUUGAUUCAAGCUUUUGAUGCCUCGGAUGCCUACUGUGAGCUGCUUCUGCGGACUGGUUGCAUAACUCGGAAAUGCGACGUCUGCUCCGAGAUCAGGCAGCAAGACAUUUUGGAUGCUGCGGCGCAGAAGAUUAUGAGGUUGAGCCACCUGCAGGGUAGCAGGCAGCCAUUGGCUGUGUUUGUACUUGGAGCAACUGGUGCCGGAAAGACCAGCUUUAUAAAGUAUAGGCUUGAAGAAGAGCUGCCGCCAAAUCACGUGGGCUUUGUCCGAUCGGCAGUCCAUGUCAAUGCGGAUGACCUGCGUUCCGAACUGGUCGGUGGCUACGCGAUCUAUUCUGCACUGGUGAACCAGAAGGCUGACUUUCCGCCGGGUCUGGUAGGCGACGCAAGUUUUCUUCGUGCAAAGAUCCAGAACAAGGUCCUGGAGUCUGCAGUCGAUUUCUUGGGCGACAGCCUUACAGUGCCAGCAUUCGUAACACAAGAGUUUCUGGACAAGAACUUCGAUGUGAGGAUUUUCCACGUAGAGAUCGAAGGGAGCUCAGACGAGGCAAAGGCAGAGACCGCAAGAGAAGGAAUCGAACAACGGAUCGCUUCAGGAGGUCACUUUGCGCCUCCCACUGCCGCGAAAGUGCAAAAAAGUCGGGACGCCGCACUCCAGUUGAAGGAAGACGGAUUCAACGUGAAGUUCUUCAUCCGAAGUGGAUCGGAGUUUACCCCGAAAGACGACGAAGGGCUUUCUGAGGAGCUUGCAUUGGGAGUUGUAGGUGGCUGGACAGCCUACACUGAACCGGAGGAGUUGGUCGCCGUCAUUGCAGCCUUCUUAGACUACCAAAAGAACUUCGAUGCAGAUUUGCAGGUGCGGCUUGGCCCGCCAAUCAUUGAGAUCCCUGGAGGCGUCCAUGAAAAUGCGUCCAUUCAGCUGCGCAUCGGAACCACGCAUUUGCAACCGGAUAUCGGGCUUGCCUCGGCGCUGGACAUGAUGUUAGGUCUCGAUGGAGCACUACCAGUCGUUGGGCUGGUUGGGGCGCAGCUAUCCUCUGUGAGCAUGCCCAUUGCUACGCUGGGAGGCGUGAGGGGAGUCCCCCAGGUGUCCAUGUCCUCCACGAACCAGGACUUGUCCAAUAAGGACUCCUUCCCUUACUUCUUACGUACCAUUCCGCCAGACAGCAUUCAGGCUGCUGCUUUGUGGACAUGGGUCUUACACUUCGACAUCGCACUGGCGACCUGCCUCUACUCGGCAGAAGUCUAUGGGCAAGGUCUGUUCACCGAGAUCCAGGAGCUGGCACGAAGCAGUGGCCAACCCGACCGCGUGCAGGGCAAAGGUCUGCGGCACAUGCCAUCGGAAUUUGCCACUGAAGAAGCUCGGGCUGUUCUCAAAGAGGUCAAGAAGAUGGGCUCUCGUUUCCUGAUCAUAACUAUGGAUGGGGCCAUGAUUCCUGGCAUGUUCUCCCUCUUGCAUGAAGAGGGAAUUUUCGGGCCAGGGUGGCAGGCUGUCGGCUCUGACAAUUUCUAUGCGUACCAGGUGCACCAGGACUUCCACCUUCCAGUUGGCUUCAUGAUAUGCAUGGCUGAAACCAAAGGUCCCAAGUUUCCGGAACUUCUCCAGAUGUGGUCCCGUCUCGGUCCAGAGGACAUCGUAGGAGCAGAGGCAGUGCAACGACAUGCUCUAGAUCAAAUGAGAAGGCCACUUGACAGGGAAGACGUGGUGAGGCUGGUGUCUAAUGAAAGUCCUGGAAUACCCAGCGGGUGGUCUGCACUGGCUUUCGAUGCCGUGUACACCUUCCUUGUUGCCAUCAACCAGCUACUGCACAAAGGGGUGCCCCGCAGUGAGAUCCGUGGGGAAGUGCUGUUGCAAGAGUUGCGCAGAACAAGCUUCACAGGCAUCUCGGGAUCUGUGAGUUUCAACGAGAAUGGUGAUCGACUGGGAGCCUAUGAGCUGCUGAACGUUCAGGGUGAGGCUGCUGAAUCUGUCAGGGUGGCCGUGUUCAGCGCUUCUACGUCGGAGUUCUUUUUCGAGAAGUUCCCUACGUGGAUGGACGGCUCCAUGGGGGCUGCACCCCCGGACCAUCUGUACUCUUGCGACCCUGGGUUCUACAAGGAGGAGCAGUCCAAGCAGUGUAAGGCGUGCCCCAAGGGCAUGAAGUGCCAGGGGGGUUUCAAUGCUACAUCGACAGCCUGUCCCAGAGGUACUUUUGCCAGAGACACAGGCCAAUCUGCUUGUGUUCCAUGCGCCGAAGGAUUCUUUGCCCCGGACACAGGUCUGUCGGAAUGCAGCCCCUGCCUCCCUGGUUACGAGGCACCGGAUCAGGGCAUGGAGGCUUGCAGUAGGUGUGAGAUCGGCUGGUACUCUGCCUUUUCUGGGCAAGGGCGCUGCUCCCCGUGCGGACGGGGUCAGAUCACCCGGGAAAGUGGGGCAGUGAAUGAGUCCGAGUGCCUCUGUGGGCAAGGCUCCUUCAUGUGCUCCGAGACUCAGAGCUGUGAAAGCUGCUUUGAGGGCCUCUUCUGCCAAGAGGGUCUGGGUCCCCCAGUACAGCUUGCCGGCUUCUGGACCAAGGACUCUUCUGCGAGCUGCGAGUUUUCUGUUCUUCGCUGUCGCAACGCGAGGGAGUGUCCCCAAGCUACACUGGGCACUUGCGCCGACGGAAGAGAGGGGAUCGCUUGCAAUAACUGUAAAGCAAGACAUUAUCCGAGGGAGAACGGUACCUGCCUGCCCUGUGGCGAGACUGACGCCUUACCAGGAGUCAUAGCCUUCGUUGCAAUUCCGAUAGCCUUGCUGCUCGUGAACAUGCUGAAAGUCGAGCCGAGCCAAGUCAGUUUCAACUUGCUGACCGCAGCGGCAGUGUCGAGCCAGCUGCUCGUGGCGAUUCAAACCCUCGGCUCCAUCCAACAGCUGUCCAUUGAGUGGCAGCAGCCUGUCCUUCAACUCUUGGAAUUGACGAAGCUUCUAACGUUUGACCUGGAUUUCAUCCGUAUCACUUGCAUCUACGGAACGGAUAGCCCCGUGCUGAAGUUUGCAAGCCGACUGCUUGCUUGUCCUUUGGCUUGUGGCUGCCUUCUUUUCAGCUGGUGCUUGUCAAAGAUGCUGGGACGGCCGAAACCCUUGGACACAGUGCUGAACCUUUGUGGGCUGCUGAUCUUCGCCUUCUACUUGUCGAUCGCCCUCACAACUUUGGUUCCCUUUCAAUGUGCUCCAAAUCCAGAUCAAACUGCCUCGAUGGUCUCUGAUCCAGGCAUUGCCUGUUACAGCUCCGACGAGCACGCAGCUCUUGUUGCUUUGGCGGUGUGUGGACUCGUCAGCCAGCCUCUUGCAUUUUUGGCCGUGGCGACCUAUGCAACCAUCAUGUACCCGUGGCGGGUCGGCAGCGGCCGGGGGCUUCGCUCGAUGAACCGAUAUCGCUUCUUGUUCCACCGGUUCAAACCGGAGAGGUACAAAUACGGCCUCUUUCUCCUUUACCGAAACAGUAUUGUGGCCCUCUUACCUGUCGCUGUGGAUGUGCCAGAGAUUCAGGUGCCGGUCAUGGGCACGAUCCUCCUUGUCAGCCUAGCGCUGCAAUCUCGGACCUUUCCCUGGCGCACGGAACAGGCGAACCACGUGGACCUGGCAUUGACUGGGCUCUUGAUUAUUGUGCUACUGGGUGCUGCGCCCCUCCUGAAGCUCGACGAAACUGAGUCUACUCUUUCGCUGGGCAUUUUCUUAUGCAUACCCGUGGUGAUGAUCCUCGUGGUAGCAUUGCUGGCCUUGCUGCGAGCCAUCGUAAAUCAUUUUCGGAAGCGGUGUCUCUACGGCAUUUUUCUAUGCCACCACAAGGGUGGCGCUGGGAGCCUCUGUCGGUUGAUGAAGCUCUUGAUUGCACGACACAGCCCAACAAGGGUCUUCUUGGAUUGUGACCAGCUGGAAAACUUAGACUACCUCUUUGACAUCGUGCGAACCGAAACAAAGAGCGUGGUGGUCGUCCUGACGGGAAAGCUCCUUUCACGAUCUUGGUGCGCCGGUGAAAUCACUACAGCAUGGAAGAACAAUAUCACGACGGUGCCGUUGCAAUGUGACGGUUUCAAACUACUGGACGAGGAGGCAUUAAAGCUCAUUCCGACAUGGUGGACACCGCAGCAGAAGCAGGUCCUCGCAAACUACGGGGUUGCACUGGGCGAUGUCAUGUCUGCGUACGUUUGGUUGCAGCAUAACCUGCCGCAUCUGCAGAUGCCUCGCUCUGGACCGGUCUGGCCGCGUGAGGAGGUGGUGCGGGAAAUGCUUGGUCUUUGCGGAGUCCUCUCUAUCGGAAGAAGGACAGCAUAUAUGUUGCAAGCAUCUUCGCGCAGCAGUCUCGCACAAGCCAGGGCAAGGAUUCUCAUUAUGAGCUCCGUCAGCGAUCCCGAGUGUUUGUCCUCCUGUGAGGUGCUGCAGCUCAUGCUACAGGCCCAUCUCCGGGUGGAGUGUGCUGUGGUCCAUGGCCGCCGUCAAAUGUCAAGCUGGAAGCCUUUUGCCUACUACCUGGUCGUCGUCCUCUUCCGGGGCAUUCUGAAUGAUUAUGCCUUCCGCCGGACUUUGACGCAGGCCUUGGCACCAUCCAAACGGUCUUUGGAGGUCUUGACGCUCAUUGCUGACCCACAGUUCGAGUUUCCAAACCUGGCAGAACUGGAAGAGGAAGAAGACGAGGUCUACGAUGCGGCCACUGGCAGCGAUCGAACUGCCACGGACAGCGAGCAAGCUGCAUUUCGCCAGCAGCAAAUUCAGGCCUUGCGGAGCCUCGUCACCGUUCUGGCCCUACCAUUCUCGCCCCUAGCAUCAGAAGGUUUGCAGCAAAAACAAGUUGCUGAGAUUGCUGGACGGAUGCACCGCUACAAG